Messenger RNA from Penicillium riverlandense, 789 nucleotides. RefSeq lists its product as uncharacterized. NCBI's taxonomy places the organism in Eukaryota, Fungi, Ascomycota, Eurotiomycetes, Eurotiales, Aspergillaceae. The record is from RefSeq and is a predicted model, not a curated record. The transcript is spliced from 7 exons. The coding region runs from base 1 to 789 and encodes 262 amino acids.
AUGAAGCUCCAAGCCACUCUUGCCGCAAUUCUGCUGCCUCUGGUCGCCCUCGCUGCUCCUGUCGCUGAGGCUGCUGCUGAGGCUGCCCAGGCUAUUCCUGUGGCCAGGGCUCAAUCUGCGCGUCGCGCUACUGGCCUUGAGGAGCUGAGCAAGCGCUCCAAGGUCUCGUGCAAAAUUGUGAACAGCGAUUCUGCCCAGGUGAACUGCCGCAGCGGACCUGGUACUCAAUUCUCGGUUGUUGGCUAUGUCACCACCGGUGACACCUACACAUUUCACUGUUACGAGUCGGGCAGUUGCUACGAAAACAACUGCACCUGGGACCAGGUUCCGCUUGAAGGCGGCGGCUACUGCUAUGUCAACGGCUACUACACCAGCAGUGCGUGUUCUGCCGCGCAUCCCCAGGCACUUGUCAUCAUCAUGAUGCGAUCUCUGUGGAGGGUCUCAAACAAGAAACGCCCCAGGGUGGAUUGGUCAGCGUCCCCAGAGAGCAUGCAUUGCGAUGAUAGCAGCGUCACGCUGGAGCCUGCUUUUGGCUGGGGAUGUCUGGCAAGCUCCUCGAUGCAGCAGGCGGUCAUCCGCAAUGUCGUGAUUGCUGCGCCGGCAGAAUGGCCCGGCAGUGGGCCAGAGGGCAUCGGAUGGAAGAUGCCAGGCACGAAAAUCCGAGAUGAUGUCGUGAUUGCCCCUGCGUUUCCUUAUAUUCCUACCAUUGUCAUCUCAGACUCCAUCCUCAAGCUCUCUCGUGCCUCCCAAGUUGUGUCCUUGGUCCCAUUUACAGCUCCAAGUCUCUGA